Hirsutella rhossiliensis is the source of this 1632-nucleotide messenger RNA. RefSeq names its product RNA recognition motif domain-containing protein. The record is from RefSeq and is a predicted model, not a curated record. The transcript is spliced from 7 exons. Bases 1 to 1632 code for a protein of 543 amino acids. Lineage: Eukaryota; Fungi; Ascomycota; Sordariomycetes; Hypocreales; Ophiocordycipitaceae. Gene Ontology annotation, molecular function: poly(U) RNA binding; poly(A) binding; mRNA 3'-UTR binding. Gene Ontology annotation, cellular component: cytosol; ribonucleoprotein complex; nucleus.
AUGGACGCGAGCACUGGUGUCGCCACCCACUACCUCCCCAACCCAACGGGUCGCAAUGUUCACGGCCACGGUCCUCCUCAUGCGGUUGCCGACCCGACCUCGAUGAUGGGUCACUUCACGGGCCUCACGAUUGGAGGCAUGGGAAUGCCCAACAACUCGGGCCCGCUUCCUCUGGGACCAGGCCAUUUCAUGGUCGGGUCCGAUGGACAGUUUGUUCUCGCCCCCAUGCCCGCUGCCCAGACCAUGGGCAUGGGCCACUCCCAGGAGAAUCCUUACCACAACUUUGCGCUUCCCGCAGGUGGCUACGGCCCCCCCUACGUCGGCCUGCCCAUGCCUAUCAUGCCCUUCACGCCGGGCCGCGCCAAUGCCAACCACGCCCGCAUUGAGCGUGGCAACUCCGAGGUUCCAGGACUCGAGAACCGCCGCGGCUCUUACUCUACCACGGAGUCCACCCCGGCGACCCCAUUCUACGGCACCGUGUCCCAGCGUGAUGGUGGCCCUCGCGUUGCCAGUCUCGAUCGCUCGGCCUACACGACCCCGUCUCCCCAGCAGAUGGGCCUCGCCACCCUUCACGCCGAACCUGCAAAGUCGGCUGUUUCCACUGUCUCUGACCGCACCAUUGAUGAAAUCCUGAAGAAGGAACCGGCCGUUCCCCGGGCUGUCCCGGCUGUCUUCACCCCUCCGGGACAGAUGAAGAGCCUGGAGCAGAGCCUGGAGAAUCGCAUUCCCGGCAACCGCAACGUCUACAUCCGCGGACUGCACCCGACGACGGAUGACAGACUGCUUUACGAGUUCGCCUCACGAUUCGGGCCCGUCGAGACCUCCAAGGCCAUAAUCGACACCAAUACCGGAGCAUGCAAGGGCUUUGGCUUUGCCAAGUUUUGUGAAUCGCAUGACUCCGAGCUGUGCAUCCGUGGCUUUCAUCGCCUGGGAUAUGAGGUUGGAUUUGCGCGGGAAUCCUUCAACUCGAGACUCAAGGCCGAAGGCGAUGAAGCUUCCACUAAUCUUUACAUCUCCAACUUGCCUAAGAGCUUGACUGAGGUGGAACUGGCCACUAUCUUUCUCGGGUACACCAUUUUGUCCAGCAAGAUUCUCCGUGAUAGCAUGGGGAACAGCCGCGGUGUCGGCUUUGCUCGCUUCGAGUCCCGCGAUGUCUGCGACGAAGUCAUCCACAAAUUCAAUGGCGUCGGCAUUGGGGAGGAGGGCCUCCUCAUUAACAUUCGCUACGCCGACACUCCGGCCCAGAAGGAGCUCAAGCGCGUCACCGCUGAGCGCCGUCAGUUUCGCACCAACGAGUAUAACAUUGGCGCCUACGGUACCCCCCUCGUUGGCAUGAGCCCGACCUUGUAUGGCCAGCAGUCCCAGUGGCGACGCACUCUCCCGGCCUCGCGAAGCAGCGUUUCGACUUCUUCGAAUGACGAUGGCAACGCGACGAGACACUCGGGAACCCGACGUGGAUUGUCCGAGGCGGUCACGAACGCGAGUACGGAUGCGGCUGUUUCUACCCCCAACUCCUCGGAGUGUGACGAGGGCGUUACGAUUCACGCUGAUCCGACCGUCGUCGCCGCCGCUGACGAGAGUGUCCAGACGUCGCCACGAGUGCACGUGGCAGGCAAGAAGGAGACCCAAUGA